UUCGAUAGUUUGAUUUAGCCAAUCAUCUUUGAGCGUGCGAGGAUUUAAACUAAGAUACGCUGUGUCGCUUUACAGCGUCGCCUCGUUCUUCCACAAACGCUGCGUGCUCAGGAGCAAACGACAUUUUUUGAGUAAAAAUGGCCUUUCGUGGUACAAGAAACCGCAUGGCUUCCACUAGGACUGACCUCGUUGGAAAGGCGUGCGGACCCACAAAGCCGCGAGCAGCACUUGGGGAAAUUGGAAACGUCCAGGCUAAUAAAGAGCCACAAAAUAAGCCUUUAAAGGUCAAGGCUGUGAAGAAGGUCAAGGCUCCUGCUCCAAAGGAGAAUGCUCCUGCUCCAAAGGAGAAUGCUCCUGCUCCAAAGGAGAAGACCGAGCCCAAACCAAAGAGUCUUCCUGUGCUUCAGGUUGUUCCUGAGUCUGUCUCCCCAACCCCGAUGGAGACUUCAGGCUGUGAGCCCGCUGACCUGUGUCAAGCGUUUUCUGAUGUUAUUAUUGAAACUGCUGUCCGGGACGUGGAUGCAGACGACUGUAACAACCUAGUGUGCUGCAGUGAAUAUGUGAAGGACAUCUACAAGUACAUGCGCCAGCUGGAGGCUGACCAGAAUGUUCGAGCUGCUUACCUCCAAGGCCAGGAGGUGACUGGUAGCAUGCGUGCGAUACUUGUAGACUGGCUAGUCCAAGUCAACCUCAAGUUUCGCCUGCUGCAGGAGACCAUGUACAUGACUGUGGCAAUAAUUGACCGUUUUCCGCAGGAACAGCCGGUCGUCAAGAAGAAGCUGCAACUGGUUGGAGUAACAGCCAUGUUCCUUGCAUCAAAGUACGAGGAAAUGUACCCGCCAGAGAUCUCCGACUUUGCCUUUGUGACUGACAGGGCGUACACCACUGCUCAGAUCCGAGAGAUGGAGAUGACCAUUCUGCGGGUGCUCAAAUUCCAGCUGGGUCGCCCUCUUCCUCUGCACUUCCUCCGAAGAGCCUCAAAGAUUUAUGAAGUAACUGCAGAGCAACACACGCUGGCCAAAUACUUGCUGGAGCUGACCAUGGUGGAUUAUGAAAUGGUUCACUUGCCACCUUCACUGGUGGCGUGUAGUGCAUUGGCGCUAACACUGAAGCUAUUGGACGCUGGAGAAUGGGAUGUGACGCUGCAGCACCACAUGGAUUACAGCAGCGACAUUUUGAUGCCCGUCAUGGCUCACAUUGCCAAGAACGUUGUGAAGGUCAAUGAAGGGAAAACCAAACAUUUGGCUGUCAAAGGAAAGUAUUCAACCUCGAAGCAGAUGAAGAUUGCGCUGAUUCCGCAGCUCAAGUCGUCGUUGGUAAAAGAACUUUCAAUGCAGCUCACACAAUGAGCACAUUUUUGUUGCUCAUCUUGUACAAAACUGUCCAAUGUUCUUAAUAUUUGUAGAUUUUUUAAAGCUUUUAUUGCAACUUCUUUUUAAUCAUGUGACUUUAAUCUUCCUUGCAAACUUGUAGUCUGAGGUGAAAAUUAAACUUUUUUUUUUCUCAAGGUCUUAA
Entelurus aequoreus (snake pipefish) is the source of this 1515-nucleotide messenger RNA. It is a transcript of the gene ccnb1, whose product is annotated as cyclin B1. Lineage: Eukaryota; Metazoa; Chordata; Actinopteri; Syngnathiformes; Syngnathidae. Gene Ontology annotation, cellular component: cyclin B1-CDK1 complex; nucleus; mitochondrial matrix. Bases 138 to 1349 code for a protein of 403 amino acids. The record is from RefSeq and is a predicted model, not a curated record. Gene Ontology annotation, molecular function: cyclin-dependent protein serine/threonine kinase regulator activity. The transcript is spliced from 9 exons. Gene Ontology annotation, biological process: regulation of cyclin-dependent protein serine/threonine kinase activity; mitotic metaphase chromosome alignment; mitotic cell cycle phase transition.